GUUCUCUGAGCAUGGGCACUGCCGCAUUCCUUUCUGCUUCCUGCCAGGGGAUGGGAAAUAUAAAAGGUGAGGCAGUGUCUUUUUUAAAAAUUUGAAUGCUGCUACCACUGCUGCGACAAGCUGCACUGGAGAGUGGAGGGAGCACACACAGUUGGAGAUAGAAGAUGGCAGAGGUUGAAAGCACAGUUAUAAACACCAAUGUGAAACAGAAAGACCCAAAUGAGGCGCUGGUCAUCGCCGUGACAACCAGGGCCAUCUUCAACCUGGAGGAGGAGCAUCAGCUGUUCCUGACAAAGGGCAAGGAAGAGUAUGUGAAGUAUCAGCAAGUCAAUGAGGAUAAGCCCUUGGAGCAAGGUACAGCCUUCGCUUUCAUUCAGGCCACGCAGUUUGUGAAUGAGAAACUCCUGGAGAGAAACCCAGAGGAGAAGGGCCUCUUUGAUGUCAUCAUCCUCUCCAACAACAGCCCAGAGAGUGGCAUGCGCAUCAUCAACAGUGCUAAGCAACAUGGUUUGGAGAUUUCCAAGUUUUGCUUUGUCAGCGAUGAAGAUUCCACCCAGUACUUGAAAUCCCAUAAUGUCAAGCUCUUCCUCUCGGCCGACAGGACGGACGUGUGCAAUGCACUCCAGCGAGGAGUGUCGGCGGCUCUCAUCUUCCAGCAGGAGGUGCAGGCCCCCUGCACCCAACUGCGAGUGGUGUUUGACGGGGAUGCCGUGCUCUUCUCGGAUGAGACAGACCGGGUUUUUCGAGAGAAGGGGCUGUCGGAGGCUCGGGAGUAUGAGAGGGCAAUGGAAGCCGUGCCCAUGGGGGAGGGUCCAUUGAAGGCAUUUGCCAUGCAUCUUGGGAAGAUGCGCAAGAAGUUCAGCCAGGAGAAUUCCCCUAUUCGCACCUACUUGGUGACUGCCCGCAGCGGCCGUGAUAUGGGCAUCCGUGCUAUCAAGACCCUCCGGGAAUGGGGGCUGGCGAUUGACGAAGCCUUCUUCAUGGACGGAGCUCCCAAGGGCCCUCUCCUCUCCCAGAUCCAACCCCACAUCUUCUUUGACGAUGGCCUUCAUAACAUCCAGGGGGCUCAGGAUAUUGGCAUACCCUCUGCCUUGGUCCCCUGUAACUGCUGAUGGGCAGGGAUGAAGGGGCAAAGGUCAUCCAAGGAUCAGGCCUCCCAAAAUGCAAUGGGAGAACACCAGGACAAAGCUUCUGCCAGAAGGGAUAAGGGAGGGUUUCUAAACCUGUGCUAAGCAAGCUUGGGGCAGAGGGAGAGAAGAUGCUGUGUGUUGACGUGGUGCUGGACCUGUUGCUCUUGGGUCCCUCUCUUAGUUCCAAAGACAGGGUCCAUCUGACCUUGGGGAUGUGGCAACAGAAGCCAAAAAUCCACAGGAAGGAAGGACUCUUGAAAUGUAACCAUUACGCCCAUCUCUUGAUCUGCCUUAGCCGUCUCUUCAAUGACUGCAACCCUUCCAGCCACUAGGGCUAAUGUGCUCCACUACUCGUGUCAUACGAGCACUGAAACCACAGCUCUAGCGAUGAGACCAUGUGAGCUGAAGACAGCAUGUCACUGUCGUAAGAGGCAGGCAGUGUAAGCUCAGGCUGCACUCAGGCAUGGGAGUUGGUCUUUGGGGUUUUGGGCCAGUACUGCUAUUCAAAUGCCAAGAUGCCCUCUAAACGCUGCAUUUGUUGGGGAUUGCGCUUUUUCAAAGGAAACUAUUUUUUUUACUGUGUAUGUUUUAUAUAUAUGGGGCCAAAUCCUGAGGGGUGCUGAGCAACUAGUGAGCACUUGCAUCUUCCGCUGACUUCAGCAGGAGUUCCAGAUGCUCAGCACCUCCCAGGAUUUGAGUGCCAGGGACCAGGAAAUCUGUCUUCUCAUAGUUUCUAGUUUGUAGGUAUGCCUUACAUUGGGCCUGAUUCUGAUCUCCCAUUUGGUGUAAAUCAGGAGUAACUCCACAGAAAUCAGUGGAAUUAUACCAGGGUAAGUGAAAUCAGAAUCCGGUCCAUAAUAUCUAGUAGUUAAUUUAAUGUCAACCUCUCUCUCUUCCACAUCUCUUUUCUGCUCAGUUCUCUCUUUUCCUGCCAGCCACGCAGCCUCUCUGCUCCUCUCCCCU
This is a messenger RNA of Chelonia mydas (Green sea turtle), 2093 nucleotides long. Its product is annotated as cytosolic 5'-nucleotidase 1A. Lineage: Eukaryota; Metazoa; Chordata; Testudines; Cheloniidae. Gene Ontology annotation, cellular component: cytoplasm; cytosol. Gene Ontology annotation, biological process: adenosine metabolic process; nucleotide metabolic process. The coding region runs from base 165 to 1112 and encodes 315 amino acids. The transcript is spliced from 7 exons. The record is from RefSeq and is a predicted model, not a curated record. Gene Ontology annotation, molecular function: nucleotide binding; 5'-nucleotidase activity; magnesium ion binding.